This is a messenger RNA of Schistosoma spindalis, 2969 nucleotides long. The record is from the annotation of a GenBank genome assembly. NCBI's taxonomy places the organism in Eukaryota, Metazoa, Platyhelminthes, Trematoda, Strigeidida, Schistosomatidae.
CGGGAAUUUCGGCUCAAGGUCAACUUUAAAGUCACCUGUUCGUGUUUAUGGAUGUAGCCCGUCCUAGUCCACACAGAAUCACAAGAAAAAGUUUACUUCAAGUGGCUGAGUAAUGAGUUACAUAUUUUUAGUAGCUGUUUCAUUUAGAUUAGUAAUAAAGUCGCAAAUAGAAUCUUCCGUGCACCGAAUUCCAGAUGAAAGUUUCCCGGACGUUCAGAAUUUUCUCGCAGUUUUAGAAAAUCUAUUCUACCAUGGCUUGAGAUCCUAUAAUUUUCUGGUUGGGAAGACUAUCCCAAAACACCCCUGGUGUCUCAUACUUCAAUUAUCUAAUUUGCCCAGUUUUUCACAUACGUCUUCAGUGAAACUUCUUGACCAUCUCAAGAGUGAUUUCUCAAAGCUUCGAGCUUGGAUCAAACUGUCUAUUGUUAGGUGUUGUCUGCACUCCGCAAUGUUAGAUUUAGUUCAACUGAAGCCCAAUUUGACGAAAUAUUAUUCCCGGGAUGCUAUCUUCCGUUCUGAAGAAAUAUUUAAUCUAAUUGAUUCUCUCGUAGGAUUGGAGAAUGUACAGUUUAAUUUGGACUUUAAAACUGAACUCGUGGAAUAUUCCUAUUGUGUUCCUCCAAUUGACUUCUCGCCUUUUCUUUUGUUCAAGCAGAGUUUAGAAACAAAACUUAGUGCAAUUUGUGAAUGUCAAAACGAGAAUACUGAAGAUAGAAAGUCGAGAUGUAUGUGGCGCCAUGGAUUUGAGAAAUUAAAACAAAAUCAGGUCUAUUCCUUAGAGCAACUGCAUUAUCAUGAAGAACUGAUUCAAAAACAGUUUACCCAGUUAAAUAAAUAUAAAGAACAAUUAAACUGUUAUGAAGAGACGACUGCGAGUCUGGAAAGUUACAUUUUGGAAUUACAAGUUAAGUUAACACUUAUCCAUGAACAAUAUGACCAAGAGUUAAAACGUCUAGGUGUUAAUCAGCCACGAUUAACGGCUCCAACAUUUCGUAAUAUACCAAAUCGGUUUCAAAAAAUACAUGAUAUCAAUGAAAAACCGUCAAAAAUCUCAUCAUUUCUAAAUCCGUCAAUAAAGCUCAUUGAUGAUGCUACUUGUGCUAAUGCUACUACCAGCUAUCAAAUGCCAUCAAUCUUAUCAGUAGAUCAAGGUAUUGAUGCAUUAAGCCUGGAAGAUUCUUCGAAUCCUGAAAUAGAUAGCAAUAAUAAUCACUCAACAUCAACAUCACUUGUCGAGCAUAUUCCCAGUGAAUCGAAACCAUAUCGUUCAGUUAAAUUUACCGAAUCUAAUUCACAUAUAAAAAAAAUCGAUCAAGAUUCAUGUGUUUCGCCUAUGGACGUAUCAAAUAGAAAGUCAAAUUCAAAACGUCUACCUUUACCCAUAAAAGCACGUUCUAAUUCUCCAACUACUACUACUACAAAUAGUAGUAGUUAUCCUAGUUCAAUAAGUGAAUCAUCUCAGCAAAAAUACAACAAAUCAAAGAGUCCAUUGAAACCAAAAAAUUCUGGUCAAACAUUUCAUCAAAAAUCAAAAAUGCUUGUUAGUGUUCAAGAAAUACCAUCUGAACGUUUCAUCCUGCCAGAUAAUUCAUAUUCUACUGUAUCUUUUCCUAAUAAUAGUUCACCAAAAACUCUCGAGAGUAUGACAGUUGUCGUAAAACCAAGAAGUCAUAGCUUAUUCUCUUGUUAUGUCCCGAAGAUAUCUACGAAUGAAGUGGAAGGCAUUAUUCGACAUGUCGAUAGUCUUAUGAAUCCACAAACAACCAUGAAAAAUGGUACAGUUAAUACAAUCACAACAACACCAACAAAGGAUACAACGAUACAAGCAUCGAACACUGUUGAUGGUAAAGAUGAUAUUGUUAUUGAUGAUCAUUUACUUGAGUGCAAAAAUCAAUGUUCAAAUCUUGUUCUAUUUGAGGCAGGCUUAAUUGAUUCAAUAACUAGUAGUGAAAUUAUGGAAACUUCAUCUGAAUAUAAUCCAAGUGAUCGAUUACAUUCUUCAACUACACGAGAAUAUUAUCAUUUAACAUCAGAAGAAGAUUUAGGAAAUAGUGAUGAGGAAGAUGUGGAUGAUGAUGAUGAGAAAAAUAAUGAUAGUGACAAUAAAACAUCUAAACUACAACAAGAACAAGAACAUGAAACAACCAUUUGAACAAAACAGUGUCAGUUCACCAUGAGUAGAGACAAUAUUCAAGCCUAUUACUACUACUACUACUACUACUACUACUACUACUACUACUACUACUACUCUAACCACUAUUAAUAAUAGUAGGAAAAGUAGUAGUUGUUGUUCUGUGAUUGUUACAAAAGAAGAAAUUGGUGAUAAUAUUUAUUACUCAUUUCACUUCUAUUUUUAUACUCAACUUUCUACUUAUCCUGGUGAUAAAUAAUACAAUAACAAGUACUACUGUACUCUGGUUUUAUUCUUCCUAACCUCAUCCAAAUUCAAAUGUUUCAUUGCGUUUAACCUUUAUAUUUGAAUUUAUAAAUCGUGUCUAUAAAUUGUCUUCUGUGUACAUAGUUUUAAUUCGUGCGAAAAUUCAGAUUAUUUGUUUUAUUGAAACGUUUCAGAUUCUCUUUAUUUCUUUCAUAGACUUCUCCAUUUUUAAAAGUGUUUAGUCAUUUGUUUAUUUAUUUAUUUAUUUACCCAUGAGAAAAACAGUACAGAUUUUAUGAUUGUUCUUCUUUUUUUAUCAACUAAACAAAAAGAAACUGAUUUUAAUAUUCAUUUCCUUUCAAGAUGUUAUAGGUUGUUUGGUUUAUUUCAAGAAAGAUAAAAAGAAGCAAAUUCAAUGUCAUUCUAUAUAUCAUUAUCAUUAGUACUGCUUAUCCUUAUCUUUAAAUAAAGCCAGAACAAAUAUUGAUGCAGAAUAGUAUGAAUCCAUCUUAUUUUGAGGUUUCUCGUCAGCUGCUUACAACCAAUUACGUAUUAGAAUUUAGUAUUGAGCUAUUGCUAAUAUUAUUACAUU